UUGUGCUCGUGCUAGUCUUCAGAAAGAACUCGAGGGAAAGAAGAUGGUAUUGCCCGCGCAGAGCGCCGCUGUCCUCGCUGCGGCCGUUGCCAUAGCCGCCGCCGCCGCCGCCGCCUUCCUCCUCCCACCGUCUUCCCGCCUCUCAUGGGCGCAGCGGGGCCGCUUCGCCGACAUGAUCCUGGCCAACGCCACCAUCUACACCGCCGAUCCCGCCCGCCCCUUCGCCGGCGCCAUGGCCAUCCGUGCCGGCCGCGUGCUCCGCGUCGGGGCCUACGAAUCCGUCAAGGAGCUCAAGGGUCGCCACACGCACGAGUUGAAUCUCAGCGGGAACGUCGUGCUGCCGGGGUUCAUCGACUCCCAUGUGCACUUCAUCGAUGGCGGCCUGCAGUUAGCGAGGGUGCCACUUCGAGGGGUCACAAGCAAAGAUGACUUCAUAAGCAGAGUCAAGGAAGCUACCAGAGAUAAGCAUCCUGGACAGUGGAUUUUAGGAGGAGGUUGGAACAAUGAUUUUUGGGGAGGUGAUUUUCCGGAUGCUUCUUGGCUAGACGAUAUAUCACCAGAUAAUCCAGUCUGGCUCUCACGCAUGGAUGGUCAUAUGGGCAUAGCCAACUCAUUAGCUAUGAAGAUUGCUGGGAUUAACAGGAGCACAAAUGAUCCAAUCGGUGGAACUAUCAUGAGAACAGCAGAAGGAGAGCCUACUGGUCUUCUAGUGGAUACUGCUAUGGUGCUUAUGUUUGAUGUUAUUGAAAAAGUUUCUCCCCAUGAAAGAAGGGAGGCGCUUCUUAGAGCAAGUAGGCAUGCCCUAAUGAGGGGGGUGACUACUGUUGUUGAUGUUGGAAGUUACUUCCCUGGAGUCUCAGCUGAGAAAACAUGGCAAGAUUUUUCAGAUGUCUAUGAGUGGGCUCACACUAUGCAAAAAAUGCUGAUCAGAGUAUGCUUAUUCUUCCCAAUGCCCACAUGGGAUCGUGUUUCUAAUCUUAUCGGUGAAAAUGGUCGAUCGCUUAGUCAAUGGAUCUAUCUAGGUGGUGUUAAAGCUUUUCUUGAUGGUUCUCUGGGUUCUUCAAGUGCAUUGUUCCAUGAGCCUUAUGAGGGUGAUCCUGGCAAUUAUGGUCUUCAAGUGACAGAUAUGGAUAGUCUUCUAAAUAGAACUUUAGAAUCUGACAAAUCUGGACUUCAGGUUGCAAUACAUGCAAUUGGGGAUAAGGCUAACGACAUGCUGCUGGAUAUGGUCGACAAGGUUGUUGAUUUGAAUGGAGUGAAGGACCGUAGAUUUCGGAUUGAGCAUGCUCAACAUCUUGCUCCAGGUGCAGCAAACCGCUUUGGCAAGCAAGGUAUCAUUGCAUCAGUGCAGCCAGACCAUCUAUUAGAUGAUGCCGACUCUGCCGCAAAGAAGAUUGGGUUUGACCGCGCCGAGCGAAGUUCCUAUACAUUUCGGUCACUGUUAACUGGUGGCGCGCAGCUAGCUUUUGGUUCUGACUGGCCUGUACGUAAUUCUGCAGACAUCUCAGUAACUGAAAUAUGUUUUUUCAAUUACCAGAUAUAUUCAUUUACCAGGUACAUUGUUCCUGUUUUGCAGGUUUCAGAUAUCAACCCCAUGCAAGCGAUUCAAACCGCAAUCUCCCGUAAGCCUCCUGGAUGGGAGGUCCCCUGGAUCCCUGCAGAGCGUUUGUCGCUCGAUGAAUCGCUGAAAGCGCAUACGAUAUCUGCUGCCUACGCCUGCUUCCUGGACCACGCCGUGGGCAGCCUCUCUCAAGGGAAAUACGCCGAUUUUGUGGUCCUGCCUUCCACUUCGUGGGACGACUUCGCCGGCGAUCUGCCGGCGCACGUCCUGGCCACGUAUGUGAGCGGCAAGCUGGCCUACCCGUGAAGCAUGCCCAGAUCGAGUGGCGCUCGAAAGAAUCUUAUGAGAAGUUCUUCAGAUGCACCUAUGCGUUGCGUAAUCACCACCAUUCUUAAUAGAAUUUGUAGAAUCACCAUUGUUUGACAAUGCAGUAUAUGGAGUGUUUUCUGUUCUUUGCCCAAUCUUGUCCCUGUUUUUUUUUUCUUCUUUUUUGAAAUGUUGUUGGUAGGCUCAACUUGAACCAGCAACUUUUGUUGCGACCUGGCCUAAAUAGAAGAGCUAGUGGCAAGAGUAA
Molecule: messenger RNA, 2135 nt
Organism: Panicum virgatum (switchgrass)
Lineage: Eukaryota; Viridiplantae; Streptophyta; Magnoliopsida; Poales; Poaceae
Product: protein LONG AFTER FAR-RED 3-like
Exons: 13
Coding region: 44-1867 (607 amino acids)
Molecular function (GO): hydrolase activity, acting on carbon-nitrogen (but not peptide) bonds
Source: RefSeq, a predicted model, not a curated record